Molecule: messenger RNA, 1695 nt
Organism: Eurypyga helias (sunbittern)
Lineage: Eukaryota; Metazoa; Chordata; Aves; Eurypygiformes; Eurypygidae
Gene: EFHC1
Product: EF-hand domain (C-terminal) containing 1
Biological process (GO): mitotic cytokinesis; mitotic spindle organization; cilium-dependent cell motility
Cellular component (GO): axoneme; mitotic spindle
Molecular function (GO): calcium ion binding; alpha-tubulin binding
Source: RefSeq, a predicted model, not a curated record
GUUUUGAAGUUUGAUGCCUAUUUCCAGGAAGAUGUUCCUCUCUCCGCAGAAGAGCAUUACCGGAUCCGCCAAGUGGGCAUCUAUUACUAUUUGGAAGACGACAGCAUGUCUGUCAUAGAGCCUGUUGUGCAGAACUCCGGUCUUUCUCAAGGCAAACUUAUCAGACGUCACCGAGUGCCCAAGAAUGACCGUGGGGAUCAUUACCACUGGAAGGAUCUGAAUCGGGGGAUGGACAUCACCAUGUAUGGCAGGACGUACCGCAUAGUGGACUGCGACCCGUUCACACAGGUGUUCCUGGAGAGCCAAGGAAUUGAACUGAACCCUCCAGAGAAAAUGGUUUUUGAUCCUUACACGGAGCUGCGUCGGAUGCCCAUGCACAAGCACAUCACACCAUCAGAUUUCGACAAACUCAAACAGUUUCUGACUUACGACAAGCAGGUCCUUCGCUUCUAUGCCAUGUGGGAUGACACUGACAGCAUAUUUGGUGAGAAUCGGCCUUACGUCAUCCAUUACUACUUGGCAGAUGACACAGUGGAGGUGCGGGAAGUCUACAAACAAAAUGAUGGUAGAGACCCAUUCCCAAUACUGAUGAAACGUCAACGCUUGCCCAAAACCUUUGUGAAGAAAAAGACCUUCCCGAGCUGUGUGCUGGAGAUCUCUGAUCAGGAGGUGCUAGAGUGGUACACAGCUAAAGAUUUUGCUGUUGGCAAAUCUACCACCCUCCUUGGUCGCACCUUCUUCAUCUAUGAUUGUGAUGAGUUCACACGAAACUUCUAUCGUGACAAAUUUGGCAUCACAGAUUUCCAGCCAGUGGAAAUGAAGAAGAAACCACUUGAGGAAGUUCCACAGGUAAUUCCUCCCUAUAACGGUUUUGGAAUCCUUGAAGACUCUCUUCAGAACUGCUUUUCUCUGUUUCCAAAGCCUCCCCAGAAAGAUGUAAUUAAGAUGCUGGAGAAUGAUCACAAGGUUCUGCGGUACCAGGUGGCCCUGGAAUCACCAAACCCCGAGGACAGAAAGCGUCGUUUCAUCCUCUCUUAUUUCCUCUCCAAUGACAUGAUCAGCAUCUAUGAACCCCCAGUCCGUAACUCUGGCAUCAUUGGAGGAAAAUACUUAGGAAAGACCAGAGUCGCCAAACCGGGCUCUACUACAGAGAAUGUCACGUACUACGAGCCCUCUGACUUCACCAUCGGUUCUACCAUUGAAGUGUUUGGCCACAGGUUUGUUAUCACUGACGCUGAUGAAUAUGUGCUUAACUAUAUGGAGAGCAAUGCAGAGAGAUUCCCUGCGGCAACACUGCAGUCUCUGAGGGAUCAUUUUCGCCCACGGCAGGUGGUAAAGGAGGCUGCCAACAGUGACAUCCCCAUGCUUGGGACCUGCAAGCCAGAACUGGAUGAAUUAAUUGUGAAAGUUCAGGAAGAGCUGAAGCUCCAUAAGUACUCAAACAACAAGAACGUUCGGGAAGCGUUCCUUCAGUGUGACAAGGAUGGCUCUGGCAUCCUGGACAAAGCAAAAGUUUUAGCCCUUUGCAACGGCUUGAGCGUGCCGACCAACACCGUUCUUCUGCACAAGCUGAUUGACCUGUGUUCUUGUGGAGAAGACAAGAUCAACUACCACGACUUCCUUAGAGCCUUCCCGUGUGAUCUUUGCCCAGAAGGCGAAGCACAAGACCAGCAAUAACAUUCUUAGCUGACUUGA